GGUUUUACUUUUUUUAUGGUGAUUAAACAGGAUCGACCUGUUGAAAAGGAGAAGACUUCAGUCUGCAGGGGCAACGGGGAUCUGCUCUUUAUAACCACCAAAGUUCUUGGCACAGUCAAGUGGUUCAAUGUCAGAAAUGGAUAUGGCUUUAUCAACAGAAAUGAUACCAAAGAAGAUGUGUUUGUUCAUCAGACGGCGAUAAAGAAAAACAACCCACGGAAAUAUCUGCGCAGUGUUGGUGAUGGAGAGACUGUAGAAUUUGAUGUGGUCGAGGGAGAGAAGGGUGCAGAAGCAGCUAAUGUCACUGGUCCAGAUGGAGUUCCUGUAGAAGGCAGCCGCUAUGCUGCAGACCGGCGCCGCUAUCGACGUGGCUAUUUUGGCCGACGCCGUGGACCACCUCGAAGUGGUGUUGAGGGAGAAAUCAAGGAUGGGGUCACAGAAGGAGGACAACUUCAUCAACAAGUUCAUAGGAAUCCUACCUAUCGUCCCCGCUAUCGCAGAGGGCCCCCGCGUCCACGCCCUGCCCCAGUGGCUGGAGAGGCCGAAAACAAAGAGAACCAUCAUGAGGCCAAUGCUAUGAGUCAGCAGCCACUUCGCCGUGGGUAUAGGCGCCCAUACAACUACCGGCGUCGACCUCGUCCACCCAAUGCUCCAGCUCAGGAUGGGAAAGAGACAAAGGUGACUGAAACACCUGCUGAAAAUCCUGCUCCAGUGACCGAGCAGAGUGGUGCUGAGUAAUGUCCGGCUCCCAAGGCACCUUUACCAUCCCUCAGGUGUCCUAAAAUACAACUCAAAAGUAACACCAAAGAAACACUCAAGCAAUAAAUUGUCAACAGUGAUGGCAAAAGCAAAGAUUUGAAACAUCGGAACUUAAAAGAAAAAAAAUUACCAGCAGCUGAGAUCCAGGGAACGCCUGCAAGAUAGAUGCAUGAAGAGAGAAAAAGAGAGCGAGAUUCAGAAAGAGCAACCUCCCCAGUUCCAACAGCAACUGUGGGGAAUUUUUUUUUUUAGAAUUUCACUGUUUCACUAGUAUUGAAUUUUUCAAUUUUUCUUUUGGUAUCAAACAGAAAAGGGAAAAAAAAACCCAACCAAAGAACUGAAAUUGAAAUCAAAUGCUUUUUUUAUUGGAUGCUGGUGCUAAACCUCCCAGGUGUGAUGAGUUGUUUUUUUUUCUGUGCGAGUCCUGUACACUGCAGGACAUGGGGAGGAGAAACUUCCGCUUUCCUUGGUAAGAUCUAUUUGAAACUGUGCAGCAUGGGUGACGUUCCUCACAAAUAAAAGUGAUUUCAACUAC
Molecule: messenger RNA, 1294 nt
Organism: Egretta garzetta (little egret)
Lineage: Eukaryota; Metazoa; Chordata; Aves; Pelecaniformes; Ardeidae
Gene: YBX3
Product: Y-box binding protein 3
Exons: 9
Coding region: 16-738 (240 amino acids)
Biological process (GO): regulation of gene expression
Cellular component (GO): nucleus
Molecular function (GO): nucleic acid binding
Source: RefSeq, a predicted model, not a curated record